Molecule: messenger RNA, 559 nt
Organism: Cherax quadricarinatus
Lineage: Eukaryota; Metazoa; Arthropoda; Malacostraca; Decapoda; Parastacidae
Source: RefSeq, a predicted model, not a curated record
AAUUGUCUUCAUUCCUUAGGUGUUGUUGGCAUGAUUGGGUUCGAGACCAGUGCCUAUGGCGGAGCGCGGUGAGGGGACCGCAGGGGGGUCACACUCACGAGCCGCCACCACCAGUGGGGCCCACACUGCGCCAACCAGGAAUAGAAAUCAGCUGGUUGGGUCAGUAGUGGAGGGGUUGGAGGCUUUCGGGAGUCCCCUACCCCUACGCAAGCGAAAGAUUGGUAUCACGGAGGUAGUGCAUACCAAAAGGAGAAGCAGCGACGGUCCACAAGAGCCUACAGGAGGUUUUAGUAACAUUACGUCCAACACAGCAGGUGCAGCUGGCAACUCCAGCAAGAGACACAGGUUCACCAGUAACAGCAGCAACAGUGACGCACGUUACACCGAUAGUGGCGAUUGUGGCUUGGAGAGCCCGGCAAGUAAGCGUCAGCGCCGGAGCAGUCACAUAGAGAGCCGGAGCCAUUCAUCUGCCAGCCUGGCCGCCAACGCACCCAGCACACCCACUCGCAACCAGGGUAAGUUUGUCACUCUGCUGCAAGUUUGAUUUCUUAAAUAUCGC